AUGGGGCAGCAGUUCAGCUGGGAGGAGGUGGAGGCUGCCGGGGAGAUGGACGUGGCGGAGCUGCAGGAGUGGUACAAGAAGUUUGUGGUGGAGUGUCCCAGUGGGACAUUGUUCAUGCACGAGUUUAAGCGCUUCUUCAAGGUCACCGGCAACGAGGAGGCCACCCAGUAUGUGGAGGGCAUGUUCCGAGCCUUCGACAAGAAUGGGGACAACACCAUUGACUUCCUGGAGUAUGUGGCGGCCCUGAACCUUGUGCUGAGGGGCACCCUGGAGCACAAGCUUAAGUGGACCUUCAAGAUCUAUGACAAGGACCGAAAUGGCUGUAUUGACCGCCUGGAGCUACUGGACAUUGUCGAGGCAAUUUACAAGCUGAAGAAAGCCUGCCGGGCAGAGCUGGACCUGGAGCAGCAGGGUCAGCUGCUCACGCCUGAGGAGGUCGUGGACAGGAUCUUCCUCCUGGUGGACGAGAAUGGAGACGGCCAGCUGUCUCUGACGGAGUUUGUUGAAGGUGCCCGUCGUGACAAGUGGGUGAUGAAGAUGUUACAGAUGGAUGUUAACCCUGGCGGCUGGAUCACUCAGCAAAGGCGGAGAAGUGCCAUGUUCUGA
Molecule: messenger RNA, 606 nt
Organism: Cricetulus griseus (Chinese hamster)
Lineage: Eukaryota; Metazoa; Chordata; Mammalia; Rodentia; Cricetidae
Source: RefSeq, a predicted model, not a curated record